Molecule: messenger RNA, 542 nt
Organism: Thamnophis sirtalis
Lineage: Eukaryota; Metazoa; Chordata; Lepidosauria; Squamata; Natricidae
Source: RefSeq, a predicted model, not a curated record
AUAUGGAGUUUGGCCAUUUCGCAUUCUCAGCAAUGUGGGGAUUCCCGGUCCGACUUUAUUGCCCUUCUUUGGGACAAUUUUGAAUUACCGCAAAUAUGAUGGCCGCCAACCUAUUAUUGCUGUAUUGGAUCCUGCAAUUAUCAAGGCUGUCCUAGUGAAAGAAAGCUACAGUACUUUUACCAACCGGCGAGUUUUCCCUGCACCGGACAUCUUAAAAAACGCAGUCUCUAUGGCCAAAGACGAACAAUGGAAGAGGAUCCGCACAGUGCUUUCUCCCACCUUCACCAGCGGGAAGCUGAAGGAGAUGUUUCCCAUCAUUAAACACUAUGGGGAUAUUUUAAUUCAAAAUGUUCAGAGGAAAAUGGAGAACGACGAGCCCAUCGACGUGAAAGAUGUCUUCGGGGCCUACAGCAUGGACGUGGUCACCAGCACUUCGUUCGGGGUGGACAUCAACUCCAUGAACAACCCCAAAGAUCCCUUCGUCAAGCAGAUCAGGAAGCUCACCAAGUUCAAAGCUUUCGAUCCGCGGAUCGUUUUUGCAU